CGCUUACCGCCACUUUGAUCCCAAGCAAUCACCCGCGCUUUCAUCCACAUCACGUGGACUUCCCACCGAGUCCGAGUCCUAUCACCACCUUACCGCCUACGAUAUCCGGCGUAUCGGCCUCGGAAUAUCAAGAUGCCGAGCUGCACGGGCCCCCAGCUGGCAAUGCAGCCUGACUCAGAUAUCCUUAAGUAAUCUCUCCUUCCCACAUCCCGCUGCUUACAGCAUCUUCACCUGCUUACCUCAUUUCAGUGGUUUACCCCAAAUCACCAGCAGCUACACCAAGUUCACCUGGGAAGGUUGGAGAAGGCAAAUUAAAGUCACUAUCGAAAUCCUCAUUACCUCUUCCCCAAUUUCAACGCCAUCCAUGCAGCCUGCGUUGGCGCCAGCACCGCAUCCCGGUAUGCAGAACCCUGCUCAGGACCACGCGGAUCAGGUGCUUCAUGACCAGCUCCUGGCUGCUCAGCACAACAUGCAUCGUCCCCAGGGUGGUCCCAUCCAGCAGCACCUGCAGCCAAAUACUGCUAGCCCUCGGGAUCAGGCUAACAUUGACCCGGCCAUCUCUGGUGCUAUGAUGUCUGCUGCGCCCCAGACCCCCACCCAGCCCCAGCAGAGUUCGCCGGAUGAUAUCACCCCUAAGAGCUACGGCAAGCGUGAGCUGUCGACCUCCAAGCGUGCUGCUCAGAACCGCGCCGCUCAGCGUGCUUUCCGCCAGCGCAAGGAAACUUACAUUCGCAAGCUGGAAGCUGAGAACAAGAACAUUGACGCUCUCCGUGAGCAGAUGAAGGCUAUUCUCAACGAAAACUACAGCCUACGUGACUACGUGGUCACUCUGCAGAACCGUCUCAUAGACGCCUCCAUUGAUGUCCCCGAUGCCCCGGGUAACAUCGAUCUCAGCCAGCCCCGACAUGACUUGUCCAUGGCGGCCGCCAUGCCCGACGCGGGUCCCUCCGGCCAAGUGCCUAAUGCACAGGUUCCUCAGCAGCAGCCCCAGCAUCCUGGCUCUGCCGGCGAUGAGCUGAACCUGAACAGCAUCGCUGUCGCUGGUCUGGGCAUGCGCAAGCACCCGGACGAGAACGCUUUCAUGGCUGGUAACUUCCAGCACAACAAGCGUGUUCGUGUCGAUGAGAACCAGGGUGAUCUCUCCGACGCUAUGCCUAAGCAGGAGGCUCACCACGGUUUGCCCAUGGCUUAAAGAAAACACCGACGUGUCUUCUUCGUUAUUUCUUCAGCAACAUCGUUAACUACAUUUUCUGAACCCGCCGACUCGAUAUCCUUUGUUUCAGGCCCACCGGUCUCGACCCUCAUACCCAUACCACAUUCCCCAUCUUCCAAUCUUCUCUCGCCAGCCUCAUGCCUGAUCAUCAUACUUUCGUUCGGCCUAGUUCUCCGCCUAGGUCUAUCUGUCCCCCUCAAUUCCCCUUUUCCUCGUCGUUAGCUUUCCUUCGGACGGUGUGUGGCGCCAUUCGUGUCUCCUAAUUUUUUUUUCACUCGGCGGUGUUAUUUUGAUUUUUCACUCUUACUGCAUCUCUGGACAGCAGAGAUCUUUUCAACGGAGUACAAGCUUUAUCAAUGGGAUCUUUCAAAAUACAGAAUCCGUGUAACGUAGCUUCUUCCAGGGGGAAUCGAGGCUCGUUGAUAUGCUCCGUAAUAUGGUUCAUUGGGCGUUGUUUUGGAACGUGGCGGUAUUGCCUUUGCGAUGCUUGAGUUUACGUCUUAGCCCGUUUCUCAACCUGUUAGUCCGAGCUACGUUCUAAUCAGUUGAACAUGCAAUUUUUACAUAGGACGGUACUGUGUGAUGGAUAUUUCUAAUGACCUAGGUAUGCCCCAGUAUAGUUGAUUUGUCGUAAAGAGAGUUUGUAUGAUUCUUGACAUUGUUCACAAAUGAGUAGAACGAUUGGGAAGACCUCAACGGGACAAUACGAUCCGCCCUUGGUGAAUCUCGGUUCUUGCGUAUCUGGCCAGGUCUUUUAGAUGCGACUCCUGAUA
Penicillium brasilianum is the source of this 1986-nucleotide messenger RNA. The record is from the annotation of a GenBank genome assembly. NCBI's taxonomy places the organism in Eukaryota, Fungi, Ascomycota, Eurotiomycetes, Eurotiales, Aspergillaceae.